Molecule: messenger RNA, 1542 nt
Organism: Nerophis lumbriciformis (worm pipefish)
Lineage: Eukaryota; Metazoa; Chordata; Actinopteri; Syngnathiformes; Syngnathidae
Source: RefSeq, a predicted model, not a curated record
AUGGAAGGGAAACGCGAGAAACCUACUGUGCCAUGGGAGAAUGGUACCCUGACACCUGUGCAUCGUCUUAGCACUGAGAGAGCUGACAGUCCCACACCAGGUCUAGUGGAGGGAACAGAACCGGGUGCUGGGCAGAAAAAUGCAAUGUUUGUCCUUGCACAGUCCUUUGAAUAUCUGAACGCUGAGGAUGAAGAGGAGGCAGAGUUGCUCAAAUCCCGAGAGAGUGCCGAGGAUAUCAGCGAACUGGUGGAAGAGAAAAGAGAGGAGCAACACGAUAUCCCAUCAGACUGCAGAAACAAAGACGAGGACGUGUCCAGCAAUGCAUGGAGGAGCCACAAAAAGCACAUGUUUGUGCUGAGCGAGGCAGGAAAGCCAAUUUACACCCGUUAUGGCACGGAGGAGGCUCUGUCCAGCACCAUGGGUGUUAUGAUGGCUCUCGUGUCUUUUGUUGAGGCUGAGAACAACAUCAUCCGAUCCAUCCAUGCAGAUGGAUGUAAAGUGGUUUUUCUGACCAAGAGUCCACUAGUUCUGGUUGGUGUGUCCCGUACGUGUCAGUCAGACAAAGAGCUGCUGAGGGAGCUGCAAUAUGUCUAUUAUCAGAUUGUGAGCCUGCUCACCCUCACCCAGCUCAACCACAUCUUCCAGCACAAGCAAAACUAUGACUUACGGCGCCUUCUGGCUGGUUCCGAGUAUCUCACUGAUAACCUUCUGCAUCGGCUGGACCGCGACCCUGGCCUGCUGCUCAGCGCUGUCACCUGCCUGCCUCUUGCCAGCUCCUCCAGGGAUGUCAUUUCGUCAAGCCUGCAAGCGGCUAAAUCCAAAAACCUUGUGUUCUCCAUUCUGCUGGCAGGAGACCGCCUGGUUACGCUGGUUAGGAAAAAGGACCAGUUUCUGCACCACAUAGACCUGCACUUGGUGUUCAAUCUCGUUGGCUCCUCUACAUCUUUUCGAGAGGGUGAAGGCUGGACGCCCAUCUGUUUGCCAAAGUUCAAUACUGCAGGAUUUUUCCAUGCUCACAUUUCCUAUUUGGAACCUGCGUCGGAGCUGUGCCUUAUCCUGGUCUCAACUGACCGAGAGGACUUUUUUAACAUGUCUGAUUGCAAGCAAAAGUUUCUUGAGAGGCUGAGUAAGCGCAGUGCCUAUCAAGCCCUGAAGGAGGCGUUGAAGUCUCGUAGCUACUCUGUGGCUCAAGUUGGCAUCCCUGAACUCCGGCACUUCCUGUACAAAUCAAAGAGCUCUGGCUUGUACACCAGUCCAGAGUUUCCUUUAGUGUACCAGUCAAAUGAAGAACAGGAGAGGCUAAUGGGUUUGUACCAGGACCUUCACAGUUAUGUGCACCAUCCAACCAGACCCUUACGCUCUUUCUACCGCUGUGGUGAAACUGAAAACAUGAUGGCAUGGGUGACCAGUGGCUUUGAGCUUUACCUAUGCUUCAGUCCCCUGGGCACAAAGGCGUUGGCUGUUUCUGCUAUCAACAAACUACUGAAGUGGAUCAGGAAGGAGGAGGAUCGUCUCUUUAUUCUGAGUCAUCUUACUUAUUGA